CAACCCAGCCCUGCUCGGUCCCAGCCGCCGAAGCCCGUCCCUCCCCGCCCCCCUUCCGCGGAGCCCAACGUUACCAUGUUUCCUGCCGUCUUCCUAGCUUUCUCCGACCUCAGAUGCUCCCUGCUGCUCCUGGUAACUUGGGUUUUUACUCCUGUAACAGCUGAAAUAACAAGUCUCAAUACAGAAAAUAUAGAUGAUAUCUUAAACAAUGCUGAUGUUGCUUUAGUAAAUUUUUACGCUGACUGGUGUCGUUUCAGCCAGAUGUUACAUCCAAUUUUUGAGGAAGCUUCCAACGUCAUUAAGGAAGAAUACCCAAGUGCAAAUCAAGUAGUCUUUGCAAGAGUUGAUUGUGAUCAGCACUCUGACAUAGCCCAGAGAUAUAGGAUAAGCAAAUACCCAACUCUCAAAUUGUUUCGAAAUGGAAUGAUGAUGAAGAGAGAGUACAGGGGUCAGCGAUCAGUGAAAGCACUUGCAGAUUACAUCAGGCAACAGAAAAGUGACCCCGUUCAAGAACUUCACGAUUUAGCAGAAAUCAACACCAUUGAUCGCAGCAAAAGAAAUAUCAUUGGAUAUUUUGAACAGAAGGAUUCUGAAAACUAUAGAGUUUUUGAGAGAGUAGCAAAUAUUUUGCACGAUGACUGUGCCUUCUAUUCUGCGUUUGGAGCUGUUUCAAAACCAGAACGAUUUAGUGGAGACAGCAUAAUUUACAAACCACCUGGGCAGUCUGUUCCAGAUAUGGUGUACUUGGGAUCUAUGACGAAUUUUGAUGGUACUUACAAUUGGAUCCAAGACAAGUGUGUUCCUCUUGUUCGAGAAAUAACAUUUGAAAAUGGAGAGGAGCUGACAGAAGAAGGACUACCUUUUCUCAUACUCUUCCACAUGAAAGAAGACACAGAAAGUUUAGAAAUAUUCCAGAAUGAAGUAGCCCGGCAAUUAAUAAGUGAAAAAGGUUCAAUAAACUUUUUACAUGCUGAUUGUGAUAAAUUUAGACACCCUCUUCUGCACAUACAGAAAACUCCAGCAGAUUGCCCUGUGAUAGCUAUUGACAGCUUUAGACACAUGUAUGUGUUUGGAGACUUCAGGGAUGUAUUAGUUCCUGGGAAGCUCAAGCAGUUUGUGUUCGACUUACAUUCCGGAAAGCUGCACAGAGAAUUCCAUCAUGGCCCUGACCCGACUGACACAGCCCCAGGACAGCAGCCCCAAGAUGUAGCAAGCAGUCCACCUGAGAGCUCCUUCCAGAAGUUAGCACCCAGCGAAUAUAGAUAUACCUUACUGAGGGAUCGAGACGAGCUUUAAAAACUUGAAAGAAACAAUUCGCAAGCCUUUGAAACAGCAGCAUCAACUUGGCGUGGUGGAAAUAGUAAACCUAUAUUUUCAUAAUUCUAUGUGUAUUUUUAUUUUGAAUAAACUGAAAGAAGUUUUGGGUUUUUAAUUUUUUUUUCUCCCCCUGGCUCAAAAUGAAUUGUCAUUUAAUAUAGCCUCUUUAAAAAAAAACAAAAAACAAAAAUAGACUAAGGUUAAAAGAAAACCAGAGGCCUAGCUUUGCUUUAAAUCUAUCCUGUAACAUUUUUAUAAAUCAAGUGAAAGGUAACAUGGUCAGAAGCGAACCAUCAACCUGCACUACAAGGCGAGGAAGACGACCCAGGGAUGUUUCCUAUGUGGUGUGCCCGCUUUUCCUUUCUUCUCUCUACAGUUGAUCAGUUUCUGUUGGUAUUUUCAUCAUCACAUUUCUCAAAGUGAAGGGGUAUCUAUUCUGGAUACUUGGGAGGGGAAUAAAUUAAAACUUUCACACUG
Molecule: messenger RNA, 1794 nt
Organism: Erinaceus europaeus (western European hedgehog)
Lineage: Eukaryota; Metazoa; Chordata; Mammalia; Eulipotyphla; Erinaceidae
Gene: ERP44
Product: endoplasmic reticulum protein 44
Exons: 12
Coding region: 76-1296 (406 amino acids)
Source: RefSeq, a predicted model, not a curated record